This is a messenger RNA of Malassezia sympodialis ATCC 42132, 1722 nucleotides long. RefSeq lists its product as uncharacterized. Gene Ontology annotation, molecular function: glutamate-cysteine ligase activity. The transcript is spliced from 2 exons. The coding region runs from base 1 to 1722 and encodes 573 amino acids. Gene Ontology annotation, biological process: glutathione biosynthetic process. NCBI's taxonomy places the organism in Eukaryota, Fungi, Basidiomycota, Malasseziomycetes, Malasseziales, Malasseziaceae. The record is from RefSeq and is a predicted model, not a curated record. Gene Ontology annotation, cellular component: glutamate-cysteine ligase complex.
AUGGGCCUGCUGUCGCUCGGAACGCCGCUGGCGUGGCCGGAUGCGCGCGAGCUAUCGGAGCACGUUCGAGUGCACGGCAUAGAGCAGUUUCUCGCGAUAUGGCGCCGCCUGAGGGAGCGGCACGGCGAUGCGCCGCUCUGGGGCGACGAGCUCGAGUACAUGGUCGUGGCGCUGGAUCCCGAGCAGAAAACGGCGCGCUUGUCGCUGCGCCAGGGCGAGAUUCUGCAGCGGCUUGCGCAGUGCCGUGGCGCUGAUGUGCCGGGUGCCUCUUCGGCGGAUCUGCCGACGUUCCACCCCGAGUACGGUCGGUACAUGAUCGAGAGCACGCCCGGCCGGCCGUUCGGCGUGAGUGCGGACGAGCUGCUGCGUGUAGAGCGCGAUAUGCUCGUGCGCCGGCGACUUACGCGUGAGCGGCUGCGCCCGAACGAGGUGCCGAUGACGAUUGGGUCGUUCCCGCGGCUCGGCGUCACCGAUACGGCGUUCACCGAUCCGCCGCACGAGGCGCACGGCACGGCGAGCCACUCGCUCUUCCUCCCGGACGAGAUCAUCAACACCCACGUGCGCUUCCCCACGCUCACGGCCAACAUCCGGCAGCGCCGCGGGUCCAAGGUGCGCAUCAACGUGCCCAUCUUCCGCGACACCCACACGCCGAGGCCGUUCGUGGACCCGACGAUCCCGUGGGAGCGCGACCUCUUCGCCGAGGACAGCGAGGCGCGAGAGGGCGCUGCAUGGGCGGACCACAUCUACAUGGACGCCAUGGGCUUUGGCAUGGGCUGCUGCUGCCUGCAAGUGACGUUCCAGGCGGCGUCGAUGGACGAGGCGCGCAAGCUGUACGACCAGCUCGUGCCGCUCACGCCGCUGUUCCUCGCGGCGAGUGCCGCGAGCCCUACGUACCGCGGCUACCUCGGGGACGUAGACGCGCGCUGGGACGUGAUCAGCGCAGCGGUCGACGACCGCACGCCUGCGGAGCGGGGCGAGGCGCCCCUCGCGGCGGCGGGCACGCCCGGCGCACACAACUCCAACACGCAGGCGCGGCGCCUGCGCAAGAGCCGCUACGGCUCGGUCGACUCGUAUCUGGGGGCGAACGACGCCGCGCGCGCGUGCAACGACGUGCCGCUCGAGGUGAACGAGGGCGUCGAGCAGCGCCUGCGGGAGGCGGGCGUCGACGCGGUGCUGGCCGCGCAUGUGGGGCACCUCUUCGUGCGUGACCCGCUGGUGAUCUUUUCCGAGAACGUGGACCUGGACGACACGACGUCGGUCGACCACUUUGAGAACCUGCAGUCGACCAACUGGCAGACGAUGCGGUUCAAGCCGCCGCCACCGGGCGACUCGAUCGGGUGGCGCGUCGAGUUCCGCCCGAUGGAGAUCCAGCUGACCGACUUUGAGAAUGCGGCGUUCAGCGUGUGCAUCGCGCUGCUCACGCGCGUGAUUCUGGAGCUCGGCGUCGAUUGGUACAUGCCCAUCUCGCUCGUGGACGAGAACCUGCAGCGCGCGCAGCGGCGAGACGCGGUCCACACGCAGCGCUUCCACUUCCGCCGCGGCGAUGCGCCGGCGACGCACGAGUACACGCUCGCCGAGCUCUUCCACGGCACGGACGACCUGCCGGGACUGCUGCCGCUCGUGCGCCGCUACCUCGACACGCAGCCGCUCGAGGCCGCGCAGCGCGCUGCACUGGACGAUUUGUGCGCAGCCACGCGGCAUACCGCCACGACUCGGUCGUGA